Molecule: messenger RNA, 2176 nt
Organism: Coregonus clupeaformis (lake whitefish)
Lineage: Eukaryota; Metazoa; Chordata; Actinopteri; Salmoniformes; Salmonidae
Product: serine/arginine repetitive matrix protein 3
Exons: 14
Coding region: 196-2148 (650 amino acids)
Molecular function (GO): mRNA binding
Source: RefSeq, a predicted model, not a curated record
GCUGUCCACUUCAGCACCAGGCAGGAUAACAGUCAGCUCGAACUUGGGAAUCCAGGACCACGGACAAAUCCUUCACAAGAGGACGGCACCGCUCAGCGUCACACGGUGUCCGAAAUACAGAAACCAUCACCGCCGUCAGCCGUCCAACAACUCCGUUAUUCACGAGAGAGAGCGAGGAAUAAGAGCGUUGUGGCCAUGUAUGAUGGGGCGAGAGUGCCUUCCCCCCAGGACAGUGUCAACGGUGUGCCCCCUGCUGCCGUGGCCCUGGCAGGAACAGAUGCGGGGUCAGGCGGGUCAGCGUCGGUGCCCACCCCGGCCGUGCAGCCCAAGCCAGAAGAGGAGGAUGGGCCUGAGGUGGAAGAGGAGGAGCCCAGACCAGAGCCUGUCCUGGUGAAGAAGGCCCAUAGGGAGAUCCUAGACCACGAAAGGAAGAGGAGGGUGGAGCUGAAGUGCAUGGAGCUGCAGGAGAUGAUGGAGGAACAAGGGUACUCUGAGGAGGAGAUCAGGCAGAAGGUCGGCACCUUCAGACAGAUGCUGAUGGAGAAAGAGGGGGUGAUCACCAGAGAGGGAGCGAACACACGCCCACCGGUCAAACACAUGGUCCAUGGAGAGCAUGGUGAGGAGGAGACCGACCCAGCCCUGGCUGAAGGUUACCAGGAGGACGGAGACUGCCAUGGAGACUACUAUGAUAAAGACGGUUAUAGAAUGACGAGGAAAUCUAGCAGCUCUCCAUCUCCUCAACCAAAGAAGAGGAAGAAGAAGAAAUCUGGACGCAGAAGGAGUCGGUUCGACAGCUCCUCUCCCUCCCGCAGAGAGAAGAAGAAGAAAAGUGGAAAGAAACACAAGCGAGACAGGUCGACGUCUGGUUCCAGGAGAAAGAGGAGAUACAGAUCGGGUAGCCCAAAGAACAAACAGAAAGACAAGAACAAAACCAGAAAGAGGUCCCCAGUAGAGUCCCCCAGUAGGACGUCUCAGCGUAGAGGCAGCUGCUGUAGCUCCCGCAGUGCAUCACACUCCUCCACAGACCACAGCCCCUCCAAGUCCCCCGGCAGGCCCAACUCCAAGCUCAAGACAGACGGACACAAGGCCUGUGUGAGCCCGUCCCCGUCUCCCGGUCCUGGUGGUCCUGACGGUCCUGUCACGUGGCACAACGGGCACCACCACCAAGGCCGCGCCCGCAAUGGCAAAGCCGGCAGACUCAACCACAAUCAUGUGGCCGAUGGCGACAAAGGGCAAGAUAAGCUGAGAAUGCUGACUGCUGCUACUCCGGGCGAGCAGUCGACCAUGAUGCUGCCUCAGCUGAGAGGAGGAGAGCACAAGACCCACGAUGCCCUUUACAGGACCCCAGGAGGAGGCACUGCAACUCAGGCUGGAGAGGCCCUACAUGGAGAGGGAAGGCAGACGAUGGGGUCGUCGGGCAGACGGGGAGGUCACAGUAGUCACAGAGCUCAUGGGAAGAGCUCCCAUUCGCCGGCUCACAGCAGUGACUCCGCCCACUCUCAACGUAACCUGCAUCCUCACAGAGGGAAAAGCUCUCACCGGAAGAAGACUAAAGGGUGCCACUCGUCCAAGCGGCAUCACCAUGGGGUUCGGGGACAGGCCCAUCACCAGAGCCAGUCUGCCUCUCCAGGGCGGCACCGCCACACGUCUGCGUCAAGUAGGAAGAAGAGUGAGUCUCGGGGGCGCGGUGGCGUGGGGGUCCGGCAGCGUAGCAGCUCCUGGAGCUCCGGAAGCUCUUCAUCACGCUCCGUCUCCAGAGAGAGAGGCCCCAGCAAGGCCAAGUCCCCCCACCCCCACGCCAGACAGAACAACUCCAGGGAGAGAGACAGCCCUCACCACUCUGAUGCUGACCGUGCUCGCCGUCGCUCCAGGAGCUAUUCUCCCAUCAGGAAAAGGAGACGAGACUCUCCCAGCUUCAUGGAGGCUCGCAGGAUCACCAGCGCUCGGAAGCGGCCUAUCCCGUACUACCGUCCCAGCCCCUCCUCCUCCAGCUCCAUGUCAAGCCCCUCCCACUCGGAGAGGAGUCGCAGCCAUGACAGCUACAGCAGCUACAGCCGCAGUCACAGCCGCACCAGGAGCCACAGCCGCUCCCGCAGCCGCAACCACAGCUAUUACAGUCGCAGCAGCUACGAGAGCCCCGGCUUCUGAGGAGAGAGAGACAGAGAGAGAAAAGAAG